Haemonchus placei is the source of this 1218-nucleotide messenger RNA. The record is from the annotation of a GenBank genome assembly. Lineage: Eukaryota; Metazoa; Nematoda; Chromadorea; Rhabditida; Trichostrongylidae.
AUGGAUGUCGAUAAAAUUCUCGAGCAGGCCAAGAAAGAUCUAGUCAUGGGCACUAAUACCAGCACCGAUGACGCCGCGCCAUCCAUGGAUUUCUUAUUCGCGAAGGUCAGCCCGUCUAUUCUGGACCCGGUUGGAGAAUACCCAUGUUUUCUUGUCGAUUAUUGUCUUAAACACUAUCUUGAGGAAAGCAAAAAAACUGGCGGAGUCACGAAAGAUGUUAUUUUCCAUUCAAUGGUGAUAAAAAGGAUCAUGACCAUCAUACAGGACUUCUCCUACAGUUUAAAACCUGAAACUCAACACCUCAUCAUUGAGUAUGUCUUCCAAUCUUGGGACUUUUCUGCAGAUGUGGUCUGUCAUGAAGCUGUGGAUAUUUUCUCAAUGCUCCUGUCGAACCAUAGCUUGCAAUGUGCAGACUGCAAAAUGAAGAAAGGUUGUGUAUGGACUGACUCGCUAGUUAUGCAAAUACUUCAAGGUGAAUCGGAGUGUCGUUCAAAAUACAAAUGUUUUCUAAUUCUUCUUCGAACUCAUUCCACCUACACAAAACUCAUGGAUGAAUUACUUCUUGGCAAGCUCUAUUCACUCAUUGGAAGCCCCACUCUGUCUGCUGUGAUAUGCGAUAUUCUAUCAUUUGAUCUUGUGGAAACUCCACAUCGAUGGCAUACUCAUGUUAAUCUUACACUGUCAUGCCUGUCGUCCGAAUCUAGGGAGGUCCAAAAUGCUGUUAGGGACCGUUUAUUGCCGAAACUAGUUAGAAUAAAAUUGCUAAAAGAAGAAUUUCUGCCAUUGUUAAUCGACGAGAUGAAGGGAAAAUCGCUGCAAUUUCAAUGCCUUUACUCGUUACUGUGUGUGACACGCUUUUUAAUAAUUUCGCAUACGAAAUGUGAUUCCUAUGAAUUCUGGAACGACUAUGUGCCCUAUGAUGCGAUGCGGUAUGCAGUACUACAUCGUGAUGUUCAGGUUAGGUUGGCUGCGUGGAUGUUGCUCUGCGAGCAUCCUCAGCGAACACAUGCAUUUUCCAUUAAUGAUCUACAACUUAUUCAAGUGUUUGUGAAGACAAACAUGCUUGAACAAACACCAGCCAUACGGCAAAAAAUUAUUGCUGGAUUUAGGCAGGUUCUCUGUCGAGUGGCUGAAACGAGUGAGCAAAUUUUGAAAGGGAAAAGUGGUAACGCCGAACAAGUUGAGGAUUACAAUGACUUUAUCAGGUAUGUUGAGUAA